AUGGAGAACUACCCCCCGGGACUGGCUGACGAUGCUUCGGUGGUGGAACUAGACGAUCAUGCGACGGAUGACCUUGGCAGGGCUCGACCACGCCGACACGAUGAUGAAGAUGAGGGAUCUGAUAUCCUAGAAGAUGACGAUCUAGAAAGCACAGUCGGUGGCCCUACCAAUGGAAACCGAAAGGGCCAGGGACACGCCGAGGAAGAGAAGGAACUUCCUGCCCAUGCCUGUGCCUACUGUGGCAUUCACAACCCUAGCAGUGUGGUCAAGUGUCUUUCUUGCAACAAAUGGUUCUGCAGUGCACGUGGUAACACCUCUUCUUCGCACAUUGUUAAUCACCUUGUAAGAGCCCGCCACAAGGAGGUCCAACUACACCCUGCCUCUUCUCUUGGUGAUACUAUCCUUGAGUGCUACAACUGUGGUACAAAGAAUGUUUUCCUGCUCGGCUUCAUCCCAGCGAAAUCGGAUACCGUCGUGGUGCUUUUGUGCCGACAGCCGUGUGCCGCCAUGCCCUCUUCCAAAGACAUGAACUGGGAUACAUCUCGCUGGCAACCACUCAUUGAGGAUCGUUCUUUCCUACCAUGGCUUGUUGGGGCCCCUACCGAUCAGGAGCAACUUCGAGCUCGCCAUCUAAGCCCUCAGUUGAUCGCCAAGCUAGAGGAGAUGUGGAAAGAGAACUCCAACGCAACUUUGGAGGAUCUGGAAAAAUCCACCACGGUGGAUGAUGAACCUGCCCCCGUCCUUCUGCGCUACGAUGAUGCAUACCAGUACCAGAACAUUUUCGGCCCACUUGUGAAAAUCGAGGCCGAUUACGACCGGAAACUCAAGGAGUCACAGUCACAAGAUGGUCUUAUCGUGCGCUGGGAUCUUGGUCUUAACAACAAACACCUUGCGAGCUUCGUCCUGCCAAAGCUUGAGCUUGGUGAUGUGAAGCUAGCCGUUGGUGACGAGAUGCGAUUGAAAUACACUGGUGAACUUCGCUCCAAGUGGGAAGGAGUUGGUUAUGUCAUUAAGAUCCCGAACAACCAGUCUGAUGAGGUUAUGAUUGAAUUGCGUUCAAAGGGCGAUCAUAAAUCUGUGCCCACUGAGUGUACCCACAACUUCACUGCAGACUAUGUUUGGAAGUCAACCUCUUUUGACCGUAUGCAACUCGCCAUGAAGACCUUUGCUGUGGACGAAAUGAGUGUUUCUGGCUACAUUUUCCACCGGCUUCUUGGUCAUGAGGUUGCGGCUGCUCCCAUGAAAACCCAAAUUCCCAAGAAAUUCAGUGUCCCUGGACUACCCGACCUGAACGGCAGUCAAAUCAAUGCUGUUAAGAGUGUGCUUCAACGACCUCUGAGUUUGAUCCAAGGUCCACCGGGAACUGGUAAGACUGUAACAUCAGCCACAAUCAUCUACCAUCUUGCCAAGCUCAAUGGUGGCCAAGUUCUUGUGUGCGCUCCAUCUAACGUUGCAGUUGAUCAGCUCUGCGAGCGUAUCCACCGGACUGGCCUCAAGACCGUCCGAGUGACUGCCAAGUCCCGAGAGGAUGUAGAAUCUCCCGUUGGGUUCCUUUCUCUGCACGAGCAAGUUCGCAUGAACGACAGCAACAUCGAGCUGGUCAAACUCAACCAGCUAAAGGCAGAGCUUGGUGAAUUGUCAAGCCAGGAUGAGAAGCGUCUCAAGCAGCUGACACGUGCGGCUGAGCGCGAGAUUCUGGGCAAUGCAGAUGUCAUCUGUUGCACUUGUGUUGGUGCGGGUGAUCCGCGUCUCGCUAAGUUCAAGUUUCGAACAGUCCUCAUUGACGAGUCCACCCAAUCUGCCGAGCCGGAGUGCAUGAUUCCCUUGGUUCUUGGUUGCAAACAGGUGGUGCUUGUUGGUGAUCACCAACAGCUUGGACCUGUCAUUAUGAACAAGAAGGCUGCCAAGGCUGGUCUGAACCAGUCCCUUUUCGAACGCCUGGUCAUCCUGGGCUGUUCGCCAAUUCGCCUUAACGUUCAGUACCGUAUGCACCCUUGCCUUUCUCAGUUCCCAUCGAACAUGUUCUACGAAGGAUCUUUGCAGAACGGUAUCACAAUUGCAGACCGCCUUCGCCGCGAUGUUGACUUCCCAUGGCCCCAGAUUGACGACCCCAUGAUGUUUUGGUCUAACCUCGGUAAUGAGGAAAUUUCGGCUUCCGGUACCUCAUACCUGAACCGCACCGAGGCCACCAACGUUGAAAAGAUUGUCACUCGUUUCUUCAAAGCGGGUGUGCAACCCGGUGGUAUCGGUAUCAUCACGCCUUAUGAAGGUCAGCGUAGCUACAUUGUUAGCUCCAUGCAGGCCAAUGGAACCUUCAAGAAGGAACACUAUAAGGAAAUCGAGGUGGCAUCAGUGGACGCAUUCCAGGGUCGUGAGAAGGAUUACAUCAUUCUCUCCUGCGUUCGUUCCAAUGACCAUCAAGGUAUCGGUUUCCUGAGUGACCCACGUCGUCUCAACGUCGCCCUUACCCGAGCUCGAUACGGUCUUGUAGUUCUUGGUAACCCCAAGGUACUUUCUAAGCACCCUCUGUGGAACUGCCUUCUGCAGCAUUUCAAAGAAAAGCACUGUCUGGUGGAGGGGCCUUUGUCCAACUUGCAGGAGUCCCUAAUCCAGUUUAGUCGGCCCAAGCAGGCUUACCGCGGCCCCCAGCGUUUCCAGAUGUCGUUCAACCAAGCAGCCAAUACCAACAAUGGCUCUGUCAACGGCGGCGGUCGCAAUGGUCACCGCAAUGACUUCGACUCGGGUUCUGUCGUAGGGUACAUUCCUGAUGACGUUUCUUCGGUCCACUCCUCUGCCCUUGGUGGAGGAGUCGGCAUUCCAUCUGGAUACCCACCUAUGUUCCAGAACUUCCAGGACUCAUGGCCCUCUAUCCCCGGAGGUCGCCGUGCUAAUGGAGCUCGAGCCAAGGGUGCACCGAGUGUCGCCGGAGAGUCUGUCGCCGCUACCGAGUCCGAUGUCACCGGAAGCAUCAUUGAUGGCCGAAGUGUCGAUCAAGGUGGCGUGAGUCUCACUGGUCUGAGCAUCAAUGAUAUGAGCAAGCAGGCUAGUCUUAGCCAGUCUGAUCGCUUGAAGCGCUACGUGGAGUCUGGUGGACGUGAGCCCUACCGCACUGGUGUUCCCGACAACGGCAGUAUCUUUGGUGGAAGCUCCGCCAGCAUUCGCGUGACCCGUGGUGUUCCAGGCCAGCACAUCCAGGAUGAUGACGACGCCCGUAGUGUUUCUACUGCUUUUGCUAGCCAGGUUGGCGGCAAUUACGAUUGA
Messenger RNA from Penicillium verhagenii, 3261 nucleotides. Its product is annotated as putative regulator of nonsense transcripts. Gene Ontology annotation, molecular function: ATP hydrolysis activity; zinc ion binding; RNA binding. Gene Ontology annotation, cellular component: cytoplasm. The transcript has a single exon. The record is from RefSeq and is a predicted model, not a curated record. Gene Ontology annotation, biological process: nuclear-transcribed mRNA catabolic process, nonsense-mediated decay. Bases 1 to 3261 code for a protein of 1086 amino acids. Lineage: Eukaryota; Fungi; Ascomycota; Eurotiomycetes; Eurotiales; Aspergillaceae.